AUGGAGUCGAAUGGCCCCAAAACAUUUAAGCAGUUCUUCGUUUUUGUAUUUGAGAAGACUUCCUGCUUGUCAAAAGAAAAUAUGAAGAAAGAAAGUUGUUUGGAAAUUAUUCAAGUCAUAAAACAAUUUCAAUUUGCUGCUAAAACCAGCUGUAGAAAGAAAGCUUUAUUUGAAAGAAGAGUGUCUCGAAAUAACGUCACAUUCCUCAAGCAACAUCUGUUACCAAUGAUUUCACGCUUCCAUAAACAUCAUUCACGUUCACCUUAUUGA
This is a messenger RNA of Clunio marinus, 270 nucleotides long. The record is from the annotation of a GenBank genome assembly. NCBI's taxonomy places the organism in Eukaryota, Metazoa, Arthropoda, Insecta, Diptera, Chironomidae.